This is a messenger RNA of Fusarium oxysporum Fo47, 4062 nucleotides long. Its product is annotated as cation-translocating P-type ATPase. The transcript is spliced from 3 exons. Bases 17 to 3805 code for a protein of 1262 amino acids. Lineage: Eukaryota; Fungi; Ascomycota; Sordariomycetes; Hypocreales; Nectriaceae. Gene Ontology annotation, cellular component: membrane; intracellular membrane-bounded organelle. Gene Ontology annotation, molecular function: ATP hydrolysis activity; P-type calcium transporter activity; ATP binding. The record is from RefSeq and is a predicted model, not a curated record. Gene Ontology annotation, biological process: calcium ion transmembrane transport; intracellular calcium ion homeostasis.
CUCACAGGUCGUCAACAUGGACUCAAACGCUCCACGACGUCCGCGCGCUCCUACAAUCACUGUCGACACUGCUGCUGUCGACUCAAACGAUCCCGCACCGACAGAUUCUAUUUCUCCUUCGCCGCUGGACGAUACGAAUACUCUUGCAGUACCAACAGAUAAAUCUAGAGCCGAAUCAUGGUCCUCCUCGCCAUCUACAAAAGUCGGGACCGAUCAUGAACAGAUGUCUCGCGAAGUAGAAGCCCUAAGAAAAGGCGACCAAGCCGAAAUCCUAAAGCCCGACCCAGGCGAGGAAGACCUGUUUCACGUGGAGAACAACCCAUUUGCCUUUUCGCCGGGUCAAUUGGCGAAACUAAUCAACCCAAAGAACUUGGCCGCUUUUGUUGCGCUCGGUGGACUGCCCGGUCUGCAGAAGGGUUUGAGGACCGAUGCAAAGGCGGGUUUGAGCAUGGAUGAAGGAAAGCUCGCGGGUGCAGUUUCGUUUGAGGAAGCGACUUCUUCAAAGGUUGAGAAGACGACGCAUAGUGAUGCGCACGCUUCGGGAAAAGAUGCGUUUCCUGAUCGGAAACGAGUGUACGGCGCGAAUCGCCUUCCGGAACCAAAGUCAAAGUCGUUUCUUGAACUAGCAUGGAUCGCUCUGCAGGACCGCGUCCUCAUCCUUCUCUGCAUCGCAGCUGUUGUAUCACUUGCUUUAGGUCUUUACCAAACCUUUGGAGGAUCGCAUGAAGACGGUGGUGCGAAGGUAGAAUGGGUCGAAGGCGUCGCCAUCAUCGUGGCUAUUACGAUCGUCGUGGUUGUCGGCGCAGCAAACGAUUGGCAAAAAGAGCGACAGUUUCAGAAACUCAACCAGAAGAAGGAAGACCGCAUCGUCAAGAUCACACGCUCCGGAAAACCACAAAACAUCUCUAUUCACGAUGUACUAGUCGGCGAUGUCAUGCUUCUUGAGCCAGGCGAUGUCAUCCCCGUGGAUGGUGUUUUUAUCGAGGGUCAUAAUCUCAGCUGUGAUGAGAGUUCGGCGACGGGAGAAUCGGAUCUUAUUAAGAAGGUUCCCGCGGAGCAGGUUCUUCACGCGCUGCUGCAUGAGCAGGCGCCGCAGUUGAAGAAGCUUGAUCCGUUUAUCAUCUCGGGUGCGAAAGUUCUCGAUGGCGUGGGAACGUUUCUUGUUACUGCGGUGGGAGAGCAGAGUAGUCAUGGAAAGACAAUGAUGUCGCUUCGUGAUGAUCCGGGACUGACGCCUCUUCAAGCAAAGCUCAAUCUCCUCGCAGGGUAUAUUGCAAAGCUUGGUAGCGCAGCUGGUCUCUUGCUCUUCUUCGUCCUCCUCAUCGAAUUCCUCGCCAAGCUCCCCAACAACCACGAAUCUGGCGAACAGAAAGGCCAAGAUUUCCUCCAGAUCCUCAUCACAUCCAUCACCGUUAUCGUCGUCGCCGUACCAGAAGGUCUUCCCCUCGCAGUUACACUCUCCCUCGCCUUUGCGACAAAGAAGAUGACGCGCGAGAAUAACCUGGUGCGACAUCUUCAAUCGUGCGAGACAAUGGGUAAUGCCACGGUUAUCUGCUCCGACAAGACUGGUACGCUUACCGAGAAUAUCAUGACCGUCGUCGCUGGAUCAUUGGGUAUUCGCGGACUCUUUUCCUUUGGCGAUUCAUCGUUCGAGCAGGAAUCUGCUGGUGCUGAGAAGCGCGAGACCAUUGCGCUGGCUCAGUUCUCGUCGAAGCUUGAUCCUGAGUACAAAGAACUUCUCAAGACUGCCAUCACUGUCAACACCACGGCUUUCGAGUCAGAUGAAGAAGGAAAGCAAGGCUUCGUCGGCACAAAAACUGAGACUGCUCUUCUCGACUGGGCCCGUCGAUAUCUCGGUCUCGGCCCCCUCGCUAUCGAACGCGCCAACCAUCCCGUCACACGUCUCUUCCCUUUCAACUCCCAGCGCAAGUGCAUGGGCGCCGUUGUGCAAAUCCCCGGCCCGACAAAGGAUAAGCCCAAGUACAGACUCUACAUCAAGGGUGCUUCCGAAAUCGUUCUCGGCGAAUGUACCACCAUUCUCGGCGAUCCCACAACUUCACCUACCACCGAGGCCCUCUCCGACGAUGGAAAAGAGGAACUGCGAUCUAUUAUCUUCAACUAUGCUACAAACUCUCUUCGAACUUUGGGUCUUGCGUACCGCGACUUUGAGAACUGGCCUCCUGUUCUAACCCUCCGCCCCGAAGACGACAACGCCGAGAUCGAUCUCACUGAUUUGGUGCAUAACCUCACCUGGAUGGGCGUCGUCGGCAUCCAAGAUCCCGUGCGAAAGGGCGUCCCCGAGGCCGUAAACGACUGUGGUAUCGCCUCCGUCAACGUAAAGAUGGUAACAGGCGACAACGUCGAGACCGCGCGCGCCAUCGCUCUCAACUGCGGCAUCCUCACCGAAAGCACCAUGAACGAGCCCAACGCCGUGAUGCAAGGCUCCGACUUCCGCAAGCUCUCUGAAUCAGACCGCAUAGCAGUCGUCAAGAAGCUCCGUGUGCUCGCUAGGUCAAGUCCAGAGGACAAACGCAUCCUCGUCAAGACGUUGCGCUCGCUCGGUGAGAUUGUCGCUGUUACGGGCGAUGGAACCAACGAUGCGCCUGCGCUCAAGGCGGCGGACGUUGGUUUCUCAAUGGGUAUUACUGGCACGGAAGUCGCCAAAGAAGCAUCGGAUAUCAUCCUCAUGGACGAUAACUUCUCGUCUAUUGUUGUGGCUUUGGGCUGGGGGCGUGCUAUUAACGACUCGGUUAAGAAAUUCUUGCAGUUCCAGCUUACGGUUAACAUUACAGCUGUGGGUGUAACAUUUAUCUCAGCUGUGUCGGACGAUGAGCAGAAAUCUGUUCUCAACGCUGUUCAACUGCUUUGGGUGAACCUCAUCAUGGAUACUUUCGCUGCUCUUGCCCUUGCUACCGAUCCUCCUACUGGAAGUUUACUUCAUCGCGAACCUGAAGCUCGAACUGCACCGCUUAUCACAAUUACCAUGUGGAAGAUGAUCAUCGGCCAAUCGAUUUACCAGCUCAUCGUCUGUUUCGUCCUCUGGUUCGGUCGCGAUUCAAUCCUUGGCUAUGAAGAACGCGAAGUCCGAUCCCUCAUCUUCAACAUCUUUGUCUUUAUGCAGAUCUUUAAGCUCGUCAACAGUCGACGUAUCGAUAACAAGCUCAACAUCUUCGAGGGUCUUCACCGCAAUCAUUUGUUCAUGCUUAUGAUGACCAUCAUGGCAGCUGGACAGAUCAUCAUCAUCUUCUUCGGCAGCGACGCCUUUGUCGUUACACGCUUGAACGGUAUCCAGUGGGGAAUUUCUCUCGUUCUUGGAUUCUUCUCUAUUCCCAUUGGUGUACUCAUUCGUUUAUUCCCUGAUGAAUGGUUCCACGCCUUUGUCAAAGUCCUCGCUAAGCUGUGGCCAAGCUGGAUCCGCUUCUCGCGCAAGAAGAAGGAUACUUCCGAAGAAGACGGCACUGAGCCGUUUCCCAAGGAGAAGCUGGAGGGGUAUGAUAUGGAUACCGCACUUCUCGGCAUUCGCGAUGAUCUCGAGUUCUUGAAGCGUGUUCGCGGCGGACGCAUGACGGCGUUGAGCGAUGCCAUGGCGCGCUCACGCGAGAAGAUGCUUCGACGCAAGAGAUCCGAGUCUCGACCUAGAAGCAAGCUUCGCAGUCGACGCGGUUCGUCAAGGUCUUCGAACAGACCACCCAUCUCGCCGAUGAUGUCGGUUGUUGGCAUGCCGGGUAUUGUGGCUGCUAGUGUAGCGGGACUGCAGCCUGGACAGGGAGUUAAUAACGAGAAUCUUGAGGCGCGACAGGCGUGAGUGCGAGCAUGUUAUACUGGAUACUUGUGUUAAUUUGGGUCAUGUUAUGUUGUAUUAUUUAGAGAUUGAACGAGUGCUGCAUCUGUUUUAAGUGUACGAGUUCGAUCAGAGCAAUCAUUUAUAGGAACGGAAAGGAAAGUCACAAAGCAAAGCAAAUCAAAUCAUAGAUGUCUGGAGUUGGCGGUCGAUAUGUCAUGUUAUAUAUACAAGUCUGAGCGAAUGAUCUAUCUACUAUUAAUAAAAGUUUGAACAACAAA